Molecule: messenger RNA, 864 nt
Organism: Phaeoacremonium minimum UCRPA7
Lineage: Eukaryota; Fungi; Ascomycota; Sordariomycetes; Togniniales; Togniniaceae
Product: putative short-chain dehydrogenase reductase family protein
Exons: 4
Coding region: 1-864 (287 amino acids)
Molecular function (GO): oxidoreductase activity
Source: RefSeq, a predicted model, not a curated record
AUGGGUUCGAUUGCACCUGCACAUGGCCGCCUCGCCGGCAAGAAUGCCGUCAUCACCGGCGGUGCCGGUGGCAUUGGUCUUGAGACCACCAUUCUCUUUGCCAAGGAGGGCGCCAAUGUCCUGAUGGCCGACAUCUCAGCUCCCGCCCUGGAGAAGGCGUUGGCCAAGGUCAAGCAGCUUGUGCCCAAUGCGCAGAGGAUCGAGACUCAGGUCUGCGAUGUUUCCAAGGAAGCCCAGGUACAAGCCCUCGUCGAGGCUGUUGACAGCUGGGGCGGUGUGGACGUAAUGUUCAACAACGCCGGCAUCAUGCACGCGCGCGACGACGACGCCAUCAACACGCCCGAGGAGAUCUGGGACCUGACGCAGAACAUCAACGUGAAGGGUGUUUGGUACGGCAGCAAGCACGCAGUGCUGUCGCUGCGGCGCCACAAGAAGACCAAGGGCUCCAUCAUCAACACGGCCUCCGUCGUCGCCCUCGUCGGCUCCGCCACCCCGCAGCUGGCAUAUACCGCCAGCAAAGGCGCCGUACUGGCCCUGACCCGCGAGCUGGCCAUCGUCCACGCCCGCGAGGGCUUCCGCUUCAACAGCCUAUGCCCCGCGCCCCUCAACACUCCCCUCCUCCAGGACUGGCUGGGUGACGAUCAGCCCAAGAGACUCCGCCGCGAGAUCCACUUCCCGACCGGCCGUUUCGGCGAGGCCAUCGAACAGGCACAGGGCGUGCUGUUCCUGGCGAGCGACGAGAGCAGCUUCGUCAACGGACACGACUUCGUCAUUGAUGGCGGCAUGACCAAGGCAUAUGUCACCCCCGAGGGCCCUGCACCCGCGGCGCCGCUCAACAAUGCCUCCAAGAGCUCUCUCGACUAA